GUUGGAGAUCUGCGAAUGAGGUCUCGGACCCAGACGGCCGGGCCACAUACGCGCUCUACCCGGUUAUCCUGAUCUUCACCUAGGAGGGCUUUGACCCGCCAGUAAAGCCAUAAAACCAGACCGUUCAUCUGGGAGUGACUUUUGGUUUUACGCGUCAACUCCGUGGAUUGCAACACAGUUGCUCAUCUCUGUCACAAAUGACUAGAACUUAAUAUGGAGCUCGCUGGAUCAACGCUGCAACUCCGUGCGUCUGGUUAGGGGGGUCUAGAGGUAUAAUUACGUGGUUGGGUCCCUGUUGCUAGAGAAAGGGUGAGAGGGGUGGGAGGCUGUGACAUCUGCGUAACAACUCGUCACAUCUCGACGUCUCUUCUUGGGAAAGAGUUGAGAGGAAGACAGAACGGGACAAGCGCCAUUGUGCGGCUCGCCUAAACACUUCCAAAGGACGAGAGGCGCAGAGAAGCUGCUCCGUCAGCGGGACCAGAGGAUUACUUUUUCUAAACAACAGCUGCACUAAGAAGAGUGUUUUCAUGCGACCUUAAAGUCAGAUUUUAUGAAUGAUGGAUGAGCCUCGGGAAUCUUGUCACCCGAAUGGAUUUUAUUAGGCUGUAAGUGUUUUUACCAGAAUACCCUCGCCCCCCUUUGGAGUGCUUUUACGCACUCGCGUUUGGAUGAGCCCGCACAUUGUCACUGCAAACCUUGUGAAAAGCGUUGUAACUUUUGGGCCGUAGUCACGGAUUUGGAGUCGUCCAGCCUCCCAGAUUCCUCCAGCAGAUCACAAAGCACGGUCGCGCAAAGAUUCCCGCAGACCACCACCGGUGCCUCGUAACCGGGGUGUCGGCACCGCGCACCUUCUUUCUCCGUCUCUUUUGCAGUUUUUCUCGACUCAGAGCGACGGCAGUGUCCCCUAUCUGACAUGCCGUCCCUUUGCCCCCUUCUGCUCAUUUUCCCCGCUGCGCUCUUCGUGGCCGCGCACGGCACCGGGGACCUCCAGGGUUUCGCCUUCUCCGGCGGGAGCGCAAGUUUCGAUCCAACAGACCCCUGCAUGGUGGUGUAUCCACCAUGCAUCAGCGAGGCGGAUCGCUUCAGCUUGGAAGCCUUAUGGAGCAUCCAUCAAAUGAUGGACGAUGACCAAGACGGAGGCAUCGAGGUGGAGGAGAGUUUGGAGUUCAUCAUGGAGGACAUGAAGCAGCAGCAGACCAACAAACACAGCCACCUGCACAAGGAAGACCAACACAUCACAAUCGAGGAGCUCUGGAGGGGCUGGAAGUCGUCUGAAGUCCAUAACUGGACUCAGGAUGAUGUGCUUCGCUGGCUGAAGGAUUUUGUCGAGUUGCCCCAGUACGAAAGGAACUUUAAGGACUUUAAGGUCAAUGGAAACACUCUCCCCAGAAUUGCAGCCAAUGAGCCGUCCUUCCUGAGUGGCCAUCUGAGGGUUCAGGACCAGAGAGACAAACAGAAGCUCAAUAUCAAAGCUCUGGAUGUUGUUUUGUUUGGACCACCUACACGCCCCCCUCACAACUAUAUGAAGGACCUGCUGCUCAUUGUAUCCGUGGUGAUGGGAGUUGGAGGCUGCUGGUUUGCCUCAGCCCAGAACAAAGCCAGUAAAUUCCACGUCGCCAGGAUGAUAAAAGAUUUGGAAAGUCUGCAGAGGGCUGAGCAGAGCCUCAUAGAUCUGCAGGAACAACUUGCGGAGGCACAGGAAGAAAAACGCAACGUCGCAGAGGAGAAACAGAACCUGGAGGAGAAGAUGAGGGAUGAGAUCAUGGGGGCGCAGGAGGAGGCCUACCGUCUGCACGAGCUGAGGCAGGGAGCCGUCUGCGAGCUCAGCCGCCUCCGAUACGCAGAGGAGGAGCUGGUGCAGAUCCGCGGGGCACUGAAGCAGGCAGAAAAGGACAUGCAGGCAAGCUCGACUGCCUCCGAAGCCCUCCAGCUGUGGUUGCAGCUGACGCAUGAGGUCGAGGUCCAGUACUACAAUGUCAAGAGGCACAGAGCUGAGCUACAGCUCGCCAUCGCAAAGGAAGAAGCAGAGAGGAUUAAGAAGAAGAGGAGUUCUCUGUUUGGGACUCUCCAUGUCGCACACAGCUCUUCGUUAGACCAAGUUGACCACAAGAUCCUGGAGGCAAAGAAUGCCUUGUUUGAGGUAACAGCCUGCCUUCGGGAGCGUCUCCACCGCUGGCAGCAGAUCGAGCGCCUCUGUGGUUUCCCCAUCAUUAGGAAUACCGGCCUUUCGAACCUCACUGCUCAGCUCUACUCAGACUCGAUGGCCCUGGGGUUUCCCAGAGUGCCGCAGCCUUCUUGGUCAUGCCACAGCUCCCAUGGCUCUAUGGAGGAUCUGUUAGAGGAGUCGGCUUCUCCAAUCAUAUCUCAGAUGCCAGUUCAACCCCCGAAGCGCUCUCCCCAAACCCGGGGAACCACUGUUUGUCGGUCACGUCGUUCCGGCACGAUCGCUCAGCCAGCGGCAGCCAUGAUCGCCCCAGAUCCAGACCUUCUCAUCCCCAUCAGAGCCCCAUAUCCUUGUGAAGAGGAGGGAGUCUUCCUGAAAACUCUAAAGAAACAAAACUCUCAGGAGAUCGUUUCAGACACAGAAUAUAUAACAUUCCCUCCUCUUGGCAAAAUCCUCCCUUGUCCUACUGUUGACUUGUCCUCUCCAAAGAUCUACCAUGAUGAAACUGAACUUUUUUUGGACAGCUCCAUUACAAAGAGUAAAGAAAUAGAGGCUGUUGUUGAAUCUCCAGUUAGCAAAACAUCAGCAGAAGAGCUUGAAGAUUGUCUCGACGAAAGCUGCAGAAAGAUGGGAAAAGACAGAGUGCGGGACGCUUUUUCCGAAACCUCAUUUUGGAAGAUGUCAAAAGAAGCUUCGUUUAUAGAAGCUACGUCAAGGAAGGUACCCAAAGAAAGGAGGGAAGUCCCCAUGGAUGCUGCGGGUCGAACGUUACUUUCUAACGAGUUGGAUGCGGAAUUGUCAGGCCAGAAAGUAGAGAGAGAUACGAUGGGAGAUCUGAUUGACGCUGCUUCAAGAAAUACAUUUAGAGAAAGAAGUGAUUUACCUCUGGACACGAGAAAGCUUAUUUGGAAUGAAUUAGAAGCAACUACAGAUGCGUCACCGAGGAAGAUUUCCCGCGAUAUGAUGGGGGCUUCAAUGGACAGUGCCUCAAGAAAGAUGAUACGAGAUGAUGUUGGGCAUUCGUUUCACUCAGUGCCCAGAAGGAUUACAAGAGAUUCAAUGGGAACUUCCUUUGACACUGUUUCAAGAAAGUUUCUGUGGAAUAAUGAAGACUGCCAGCUUGAUUCUUCUGUGAGGGCGUUAUCUAUGGACCAAAUGUUUGACGCCGCAGAAACACCAACAAGAAAGCUAUCCAGAAAUGACCUAGAGUAUUUGACAGACACUGCUUCUGCAAAUUUGCUGCCCAGAAAGAGAUUUGACGAACUUACCGAUAGCUCGUCAUCUACAGAGACGCAGGAUUUUGGUCUAGGACCUUCAACAAGUAGAAGGUUACUGAGAAAUGAACUUGAGUCUGCUGGUUCUCUCAACAGGAGAAUACCGAGAAUGCCGAGCGUUGAUAGUGACACAUCCACAGAAAACAUCUCCUGGGAUGUAGUUGACGAUCCAAUGGAAACACCUAAACAAUCAACUCUCCAGGAGGAGUUGGGAGCGAGUUCAUAUCCAGGUCGAAUUGGACAGCCAGACCUUACGGUAACCUCCCAGGUACCAUGGGAUUCGUCAUCAGACCUCUACGCUGGCCCGCUGAGCCAGCUUGUGUAUGAUGGAAUCCUCGAGAAGUCCUGCCACUCCGGGACUACGAGCCCCACCGGCCCCUCGGCCUCAGCGCCCAACGUGCCCCGGAGCAGGCCGCUAGUAGAGGAGGAGCCGCCGUUGCCACCAUCAAGGCUCUCUUUACGUUCUCCCGCAUUGCCCCCUGAGACUGGAGAGGAAAAGAGCAAACAUAAGGAAAAGAGCAAGAAAUCUUUGAGGCUAAAAAAUCUUUUCAAAAAGAAAUCUGAGUCAUCUCCAGAGAAGCCUCAGAGUGGUCUACAGAUACUCUGACAACCAGCUUUAGAAUGUUUUCAUCUUACUUUAUUAAAAUUCCAAUUAAGAA
Messenger RNA from Gasterosteus aculeatus aculeatus (three-spined stickleback), 4097 nucleotides. Its product is annotated as stromal interaction molecule 2. Gene Ontology annotation, molecular function: calcium channel regulator activity; calcium ion binding; protein binding. Gene Ontology annotation, biological process: activation of store-operated calcium channel activity; store-operated calcium entry; intracellular calcium ion homeostasis. The record is from RefSeq and is a predicted model, not a curated record. Gene Ontology annotation, cellular component: plasma membrane; endoplasmic reticulum. NCBI's taxonomy places the organism in Eukaryota, Metazoa, Chordata, Actinopteri, Perciformes, Gasterosteidae.